CCCCAUUCAGAUAUCGCGCCCAUUUCGGCCACGGCCCAAUAUAAAUUACGCGCACAAUGUGAAUCCCGCCUUAUGCCGUGCCCCUUUUAUAGAAGCGGGAUAGAUUCAAAUUGAUACAGCGGCUGUGCCACGAAACCAUCCUCUGUCGUUUUUCGCAGACUUCAGAACCGACCUCACUACCUCUGUCAUCACAAAGCACCAGACCUACUGAACAUGCUGUGCUCCAGCGCCAGCCGCGCCAACGCGGCCCUGCCGCGGCCUGUCGCUGCGCGCGCUGCUGCUCGCGCGGCUGUUCGCGCUGUGCUGACCCCCGCCAAGGCCAGGAGGCAUUCUGCUGCUAUGCCCAGGAUUGGCGGGCCGGCUCGCUCAGUCGUGGUGUCUGCUGCUGACGACCCAAACAUGGACGACAUCGUCACGCUUGUUGACAAGACUCCGCUCAAGCUUCGCGCGAUGUUGUACAAGGCAAUCUUGAGGCUACAGGCGCAGGCGGCCCCGGCCCAGGUGGCGGCCCCGGCCCAGGUGGCGGCCCUGGCCCAGGAGGUGGCGGCCCUGGCCAUGGAGCUGGCGGCCCUGGCCAAGGAGAACAUGCACAUGACUGCGAAACUGGCCAGGACCACGCCACUGCUCGUGGCCACGCUCUAUGCUGCGGGCGUGGUCAACGCCCGCUCCUUCCUGGAGCACGUGGCCAAGAUGUGGAGGAUGGAGCAGCCCGGCGGCUACCAGAAGAAGCGCGUGGACGUCUUCAAGGACGGGCUGAAGGAUCGCCCGAAGCUGGUGGCGUGCCUGCUGCGGGACGUGCCCAGCUGGGCGCCCGCCGGCAUGAACGAGGAGAAGCAGGUGGACAGCCUGGCCAAUAACCUGGAGGCGAUUAUCGCAAACAGAAGCAACGAUAUCCACCCCUUUAACCCGGCGAGGGGGCUAGUUCUGGUCAGGGCCAUGCACAACGGGCCCACAGUGGCGGGCCUGGCCUGCCUCGCGGAGGGCGUGGACGUGCCGUGCCACAUCGAGGACGAGGAUGAAACGUCCAUCAUCGAGAAGGACAACAACGCCGCCUCCGCGUGAGGGACGGCUUGUGGCGCCUACUACUGGAUGUGCGGCCCUGGCGAUGCUGGGCACCCGGGCGUGGGCCGCUGUGUGCGUGGGCGUCAUCAGGCAGUUGAGGUAGAUAGUGCCUCGGCCCCAUAGCACCCAUAGCGGCGGCUUCAAUCGUGGUCGGCGUUGCUGGGGAUUGAGGUGUGCACCUGCAGUGCACCACUGAGGCUUGUGGGGCAAGACAGCCCUGCACGGCGGUAUAUCAGUGGGCUGGGGGGCGAUUUGCAGGGGGAUGGGGUUGGCGGUUUAGCGGCCGCUGACUGCCCCAUGCAUUGUGGCCAGUAGGCCUGGUUGGUGCUUUGGCAGGGGCGGCAGCAGUGGCAGCGUUGCCCAUUGGAUGGCGGUGGGCGCGGCCGCGGCAGCAGAAGAGAAGAGGGCCGCAGCUGGGGGUCAGCUGCGGCUGCGAUGUGUGUCAGGUUCAUUUGACAAUGCGGUGGUAAUGGCAAACAGUGGCAGGCGAUGGGGUUUGAUGGGAAUCAAGACGCCUGAUGGGAACAUAGACGCCUCGACACAUAAAGGGACUGCGUUGGCUAUGACUGCUCACUGUGGACGCAAACGUCCGGAGGCAGGCGGCAACACUUGUGUGUGUGUGUGUGUGUGUGUGUUUUGAGAAUGUGUGUAGGAUCCAUGGCUGGGUGUACUGCCGUAUGCGGUGGAAGCAUUUCCAAGCAUACGCCGUAACCUCUUCUGAUCGUGGAUGACUUGGCAGUGCGGUAUGACCUGCGUGUUGCUGUGGACCUGCGUCUGUGGGCUGGCUGGCGAGCAUUUCCGCAGCCUUGUUCUACACGGCCCGGCUGAUGUGCUGCUGCUGCGUCGAUUCCCCCGGUCCGGACAUACAUGCGAUGUUGUUGUUACAGGAUUGGAA
Molecule: messenger RNA, 1957 nt
Organism: Chlamydomonas reinhardtii
Lineage: Eukaryota; Viridiplantae; Chlorophyta; Chlorophyceae; Chlamydomonadales; Chlamydomonadaceae
Exons: 6
Coding region: 214-1062 (282 amino acids)
Source: RefSeq, a predicted model, not a curated record